UCUCGUGUGUUGACCUGAGAACAUGGAGAAGCUGACCGGGUGUUGGCUGCUGUUGACGGCGCUGACCUUCGCUCUAGCCCAGGACACCCCGACAUACUUCAAGGAUGGCGGGGAGCUAACGAUGGAUCUGAGGCCUCCUCCUCCUGAACCUCUCUACAACAUCCUGUGGAAGCGUAGCGGUGACCUGGUAGCUGAGUGGAUCAAAGAUCAAGUCACAGGUUCAGUUUUAGUCCCUUUGACUUAUUACAGAACCUUUAGAGACCGCACAACCCUGGAUUUAACCACUGGACGUUUGGUAAUCAAACACAUGACUAAAGCUGACACUGGUGUGUAUUCAGUGGAAGUCAACAACAAGGUCCAGAAUGAGCGCUAUAACGCUGUAUGGAUCCAAGAAGUCCCCCAGCCUGAGGUAGAGCCGAGACCGUUGACAUGUUGCCCCACUUCGCACAAUUGUACGCUGACCUGUGACGCGGACAUCACAGAGCCAGCUGGACCGGUCACCUACAGCUGGAAGGAGGGAGACGGAGAGUGGAAGGAGUCGGGAAAGGACUUGGUCAUCACCAAGAGUGAGACAUCAGAUGUGAAGACCUUCACCUGCCGGAUACAGAACCCAGUCAGCGAGAGAGACAGUAAACCUGAAAACAAUUGGCUCUUUGAGAAGAAAAGUCCAGACUCUGAUCUCUGGUUUAAGAUUUUAGGGGCUGUCACAAAAUCCUUGGGAAUCGUGGCCAUCUUGGGGGCCGUUGCCUACUUAGUGUGUCAAAAACGAGAGACUGCCGGGAGACUGAUGUGUUCAUGUCGAUGCAAAAAAGGGGAUGAGGACGCAAUUUAAAGUGGACGAUCAGCUUGAGUCUAGAUUAAAGCAUGUGAGCGCUCCAGGCCCUGCAGAGGGACCAGC
Molecule: messenger RNA, 898 nt
Organism: Perca fluviatilis (European perch)
Lineage: Eukaryota; Metazoa; Chordata; Actinopteri; Perciformes; Percidae
Exons: 1
Coding region: 23-832 (269 amino acids)
Source: RefSeq, a predicted model, not a curated record